This is a messenger RNA of Erinaceus europaeus (western European hedgehog), 2373 nucleotides long. RefSeq names its product CDC42 effector protein 3 (gene CDC42EP3). The record is from RefSeq and is a predicted model, not a curated record. The coding region runs from base 703 to 1359 and encodes 218 amino acids. NCBI's taxonomy places the organism in Eukaryota, Metazoa, Chordata, Mammalia, Eulipotyphla, Erinaceidae. The transcript has 3 exons.
GGAAGUAGGGUAGGGGUGCAGGAGGCUGCGCGCAGGUGUGGAUGCGGGCGGGAUCCCUUUGUCCUCGGCACCCACGGGCGCUCGCCCCGCCUGCACCCCCUUCUUUGUGCCCAAGAGGCGCGCGGACCCGGAGGGGACGUGGCCGGCCGGCUAUGGGCGCUGGCUAGGGGACCCGAUGCCCAUUGUCCUCGGAGGGCGGGGCGCCCCUUGGGGGAGCAGGUAUCUGGAGUCGGGGGAGGCAGCUUCCCGCCCCCUGUAGCCCAGCCCUAUGGGUUCGUCCCCGCAUGUAGCCCCGCCCCCGUGGCCCCGCCCCGCCCCGCCCCGCUAGUCGGCUUGCACCUUCCCGGCUGGCGGGCGCUCUCGGCCCAGGCAGCGACAGUGACUCCCGCGGCUUUGGGGCGCAGCACGCGGGCGAGGACGCGGGCCGGGACCGGCGACCUCGGGGUGUGGGUGAGACAGUGAAAUUGAGAGGACAGAGGAACUAGAGAGGUAGAGAGAGACUCCUGCAGACCUGCUUCACCACCCAUGAAGCUUACCCCCUUGCAGGCUUCUGACUGUCAGAGGGAGCUUAGAGGGUACAGCUGACUCCCCAGAAUUGUGCUUGGUUGGGAGCUCUGGGACUUAGCUUGGAGCCACCUCCCGGAACCACAUGAUGUGACUGCUGGUGGCUGUGGGGGAGCACGGUUGGCCGGAGGCCCCACCAUGCCCGCCAAGACGCCCAUCUACCUGAAGGGCACAGCCACCAGGAAGGGCAGGAAACCGCGGCUGCGGGACAUCCUGUCCCCUGACAUGAUCAGCCCCCCACUUGGCGACUUCCGCCACACUGUCCACAUCGGCAAGGAGGGCCGGCACGACACCUUCGGGGACAUGUCCUUCCUUCAGGGCAACUACGAGCUGCUGCCCGGCUUGCCACCACCACCUGGGCCCUGUGACUUCCUGCGCGCCCACAGCACGUCAGACGCGGGACCGGGGGACACACCGUCGCCAGUGCUCAAGAACGCCAUCUCACUGCCCACCAUCGGCGGCUCACAGGCCCUCAUGUUGCCCCUUCUGUCCCGGGUCACUUUCAGCCCCAAGCAGGAGGCCCCGGGGCUGCCAGCUGCCAGCUGUCGGGGGGAUACGUCCUGGGGCUCCAGCGGCUCAGCCUCACAGUCCAGCCAUGGCCGGGACAGCCACUCAUCCAGCUUGUCUGAGCCCGACCCUGACUGGCCAGCUGAGGACCUAUGUCACCUUUCCAGGGAUCAGGCCAGGUCCCAGGAGUCGCUAUCAGACCUCACAGGCUCCCUGCUGUCCCUGCAGCUGGACCUGGGUCCCUCGCUGCUGGAUGAGGUGCUCAAUGUCAUGGACAAGAACAAGUAGCCGCUGCCAGCUAUGAACCUCUCUGUCUUCAGGGGGGCUAAGUGGGGAGGGCAGGAGAUGCUCCCCAAGACAGCAGUAGCAGCUCACCCCACCCAAGACAGACACUUCUUCUUGGCCAUUUUUUUGGGGGGAGGGAGUGGGUGCAGUUUGUGAUGGGUUUAAAAAAAAAAGUUCCUACAAAAUAUUUUUCUACCUGGUACGGUGUUUGCAAAAACCGUUAAAAAAAAAAAGCAGAAAAAAAAUUGUCUGGGCCAAAAAAGAGGAAGUGAGUCAGCCAGCUCUGCAGGUCCUCAGCUCAGUUUUGACUUGCAGAAAUGAAGCCAUCUGUCCCCACCCCUAACACUCUUCCCCUUCCUGCCCCCCCUCAAAUGAUACCUGCCACACCCUACACACAUAUACCCCAAGGGAGAAUGUGGUGGCAGUUCCCCACCUGGGAUGCUUUCAGGGCUCCAGGGAAAUGUUGCAUUGAACAGCCCAGCUUUUUGUUUUACUUCCUGGACUCUUUUCUACAUACCUGUCAAGUCUCCCCCCACACUGGGGGGAGAUUUCAGGGGUCCCCAUGGCUCUUCUGCAACCCCACACCCCCAUGUGACGUCUCUCUAGCUCUGUGUGUGUGCAUUGUCCGCUCCAUGUUGGCCAAGUGUCCCCACGCAAGCCAAGCGUUCCUGUAACUAAGUUAUUUAAAGUUAAAUGUAUAUUUUAUGUGCCUUUGGCUCUGGAUGGUGGAGUCUGCAUUUCCUGGGUGUGACAGCCACCGCCAAGGCCACCAUAUCCCCAGAAUGACUCCACUGAGGAACAUCCUGCUGCCAGCUGCCGAGGACAUCUCUAGAAACAUGUUCACCCUCCACCUUAUUUUUACUUUCCCUCCAUCUGCUGUCACCCUUCCCAGCAGCCUGCAGUGGAGAGUCGAGUGGGCCAGGCUGUGGGCACCCCCCACCCCUGUGGUGUUCCCCCUGGCAGGGGCACCUAUCACCCUGUGAUCCACACACCACAAUAAAGCGUGAUGUGAAAGCC